Messenger RNA from Anolis sagrei ordinatus, 3393 nucleotides. The record is from RefSeq and is a predicted model, not a curated record. NCBI's taxonomy places the organism in Eukaryota, Metazoa, Chordata, Lepidosauria, Squamata, Anolidae.
AAGAGGAAGAGAAACAGGAAAAGUUAUCCCACCUCUGGACCCUUUGGAUGCUCUGCUGGGACUGCAGGUGCCAUGAUGGCCUUGCUGCUGGCCUUCUUCUCCGCCGUGGCCCCGCUCGCCCCACUCGCGGCCGGGUUCCCCUCCUCCAGGGAAAACACAGAUGACCUCAAGGCCCUGAGGGUCUCCAUCGCACGGCACCCCCCUCCCAAGGCGGUCCUGGCCGGCAGCUUGACCCUUCCCUGCCGCGUGACCUUCCUCCGCCCGAUGGCCACUCCACCUGGCCCGCCCCGGGUGAAGUGGUCCUUCCUGUGGGAAGGGUGGGAGGCAGAGGUGCUGGUGGCCCGGGGGGCAAAGGUCAAGCUGGGGCCGGGCUACGAAGGCCGGGCGGCGCUGCCUUUCUACCUGGACGACCCCUCGGACGCUACUCUGACCCUUGACCAGCUGCGGACAAAUGACUCUGGAAUCUUCCGCUGCGACGUCCAGCACGGCAUCGAGGACGGGCACGACACCCUGGAGGUCAAGGUCAAAGGGGUGGUGUUCCUCUACCGAGAAGGCUCCUCCCGUUACGCGUACACCUUCGCAGAGGCCCAGGAGGCUUGCGCCCGCAUCGAAGCCCAGAUCGCCAGCCCCGAGCAGCUCUACGCGGCCUACCUGAGCGGAUACGAGCAGUGCGACGCCGGGUGGAUCGCCGACCAGACCGUCAGGUACCCCAUCCAGACCCCGAGGGAGGCCUGCUACGGCGACAUGGAGAGCUUCCCCGGCGUCCGCAACUACGGCGUCGUCGACCCCGAAGACCAGUACGACGUCUACUGCUACGUGGAGGAGCUCUACGGUGAGCUCUUCGUGGUCAGCUCCCCGCAGCGGUUCUCGUGGCCGGAGGGUCGGGAGGCGUGCGAGGCGCUGGGGGCGUCCGUGGCCACCACCGGCCAGCUCUACGCGGCCUGGAGCCAAGGCCUGGACCACUGCAACCCCGGCUGGCUGGCCGACGGCAGCGCCCGCUACCCCAUCGUGACCCCACGGGAGAAGUGCGGGGGGACCGUCCCCGGGGUCAAGACCCUCUUCCGCUUCCGCAACCAGACCGGCUUCCCGGACCCACAGACCGGCAGAUACGACGUCUUCUGCUUCCGAGAAGAGAGCCCGGCAGGGCCCGAAGCUCCAGCGGCCGAGUCCGAGAUCGUGACGGUGACGGAGCGGAUGGAGGAGCUGCACCUGCCCCCCGCCAUGGAGUCUGGCCCGGCCAAGGAGUCCCGGGGGGCCAUCUACGCCGUGCCCCUUCCCCAGGAGGCGCCGCCCCAAGAGGGUCCCCACCAGACUGAGGAACCCCCCGGGGGGCACCACUCGGGGGGCAAAGGGGGUUGCCGCCUCGCCAUCUCCGGCCGGGAAGCGGGGUACCCGGGCUGCGCAGAGGGACACCUGCACACAGAGGAGGAGUCCGGCCCCGAGGAGGACGGAGGAGAGUUCGAUUCGGAGGACGAGUGGAUGAUGCACCCCCUGCAAGAGGAAGAAGAGGAAGAUGAUGAGGAGGAGGAGGAGGAGGAUGAUGAAGAUGAUGAUGAUGAAGAAGAAGACCUUCUUGUUGGGACUGUGGACCCCACAGCGGUCCAAGUGGUCAGCAGCGAGGCCUCUCCGUCUCCUAGCAACAACGACAACAACAGCAGCAUCUCCGAGGAGGAGAGUGGACCUCACGACGAGGAUGAUGAGGAUGAUGCGGGGGCACAGGGAGGGGGUCGCGACCCCAAAGGUGACCCCUCCGAAGCCUUGUCCAUCCUCCCUCUGGAGCAGAUGGAGAAGGAGGCCUCUGUCCACUACGGUCAGUCUCAGGAGGAAGAUAUAGGUGGCCUUCCUCUUCAGAGGACCACUCCGGCCACUGAUGAAGAAGAGGCUUCCGGAGCCCCGACGGUCAAGCCUUCCAGUGUCCUGAAUGGCCAGAAGCGCAUUGGUCCAGUGUGGCUCUGGCCGGCUGCGGCCACUGUUGUCAGUUUGGGUCAUCACGAUGAAAAUGAGGAUGAAGUAGUGACUGCUGCUAUGGUCAGUUUGGACCAUCAUGAUGAUGAUGAAGAAGAAGUAGUGACCACUAGUAUGGUCAGUUUGGAUCACGAUGGCGAUGAUGAUGUAGUGGUCAGUUUGGGUCAUCAUAACGAUGGUGUUGAAGUGGUGACUGCUGCUGUGGUCAGUUUGGGUCAUCAUAACAAUGAUGAAGUGGUGACCGCUGCUGUGGUCAGUUUGGGUCGACACAACGACAAUGACCAAGAGCAGGAAAAUGACCCCUCGACCUUGAUUGACCCAUUGACCACAGGCUUGACCCCAAGUGACCACUCGACCCCAAGCCAAGAAGAUUCAGGUCCAACGUCCACCGAAGAGGAAGAAGAAGACCUCUCUGGCCGUUCCUCCUUGACCCGGUCAUCCUUUGCUGACCGCUUGACCAGCGCUCGGCCCCUUCUGCCCACCCAAAGGGCCAGUUUAGGCAGCCGGGCAGCGGCCGGAGGGGUCGCCUCAGGUGACUGCCUUUUGAUGGAGGAGCCUUGCCUCAACGGAGGCACCUGCGCCGAGGACGGAGAGCGCCUCACCUGCCUCUGCCUACCUGGAUACGGAGGGGAUGCCUGCCAGGACGAACUGGAGCAUUGCCGAUCAGGUUGGGAGGCCUUCCAGGGCUCCUGCUAUAGACAUUUCCCGCGUCGCCGGAGCUGGGAGGAGGCCGAGGCGCAGUGCCGCGCGCAGGGGGCCCACCUGGCCAGCAUCGCCACCCCCGAGGAGCAGGACUUCCUCAACAGUAGGGCCCCCACAGAGCGCUACAAGGAGUAUCAAUGGAUCGGCCUGAACGACCGGACCAUCGAAGGGGACUUCCAGUGGUCCGACGGCAGCCCUUUGCUCUAUGAGAACUGGCACCCGGGCCAGCCGGACAGCUACUUCCUGUCCGGAGAGAACUGCGCGGUCAUCGUGUGGCACGACCAGGGCCAGUGGAGCGACGUGCCCUGCAACUACCACCUCUCCUUCACCUGCAAGAUGGGCCUCGUGUGGUGUGGCCCCCCUCCGGAGGUGAGCGGGGCCCGGGUCUUCGGGAAGGCCAAGGUGCGCUACGAGGCUGGGUCCGUGGUCCGCUACCGAUGCCGCGGGGGGCUCCGCCAGCGCCACUCGCCCCUCGCCCGGUGCCGGGAGGAUGGCCAAUGGGAGGAGCCCAGGGUCACCUGCAGGACAGAAGCAGUGCCCCUUUCGGCCCAGGAUGGACGGAGACCCUCCUGAACGCAGACCCGGGCGGGCCGGACAACGGGAGCCCCCACGGUGCCCUCUGACCCCGUCGCCUUCUCUGUUGUUAUUUUUUUGUAUUGUUUCUAUUUGUGCUGUUAUUGUUAUUGCUAUUAUUGGUGCGCAUAAAGACAUCCUAGUAACUCCCCC